AUGCCAUCAAACGAAGGCCAGGUACCAGGUCCAGAGAACCGUGGAUUGAGUACCAGACCAGGAUCCUCCACUGAUACAUUAGCUCUUAUAGAUUAUAGACAGCUGUGGGUCUUAGGUAUACAUGUAUCAGUAUUGCCCUCUAAUUUGUGGCCUGACAAGAACUCCCUCAGCAAUCACGACAAUUUUAUUUGUUUGUAUGACAAUGUGCCUCGAAUCAUCACUGACAUUUUGAAGAAUGGAGCCCAGUUGGCAAUCAUUUCUUGCAACAGGAGUAAAGCCCUGUGUGACAGAGCAUUGUGGUACUUCAAAGCCAUUGAUCCAAAGACCUGUGAAAAAAAGUCAAUCAUUCAUAUGGUAAAAUAUGACGAGGUUGUCAACGGUAAUUAUAAAGAGUCGACAUAUUCUUCAUCGCCUGACUUUGGUUUCCAAGAGGAACGCACGGCUCACUUUGAGAGGAUACAGGGAUGGUCGGGGGCAUUGAACUAUGAAGGCAAUGCAAGAGGAUCAGAAGUCCUUAUCUUGGCCAAAAUCCAUCCAGAUAUCCUAGUCAACCUCCUCAUGCAAGGAAAGAGUCGGGUUGACCUCAAGGAAUCUGCGAGGUGGGGUUAUGCAACAUAUAUAACUGAUAACCCAACAAUUUGUUUCCUUGUGCUCAUCUCUCGUGCAAGAGCCAAAUAUUUCAGCGACUGGAUUAAGGCUGACACAUUUAGUGCUGAUACAAACACUUGCAUUUGUGAGAUGUGGAUCAGAGACAAAGACAUAUUUGACAGUCUCGGAAAGAUCUGGGUCCCAGAGCUCAGGUUCAUCAUGAUGAACAACAAGAACUGGAUCCACCAACAUACAGCAUGGAGUCAAGAAGACCGCGACCAACUCGUUUUGAGAUGGGGGGUCGAUCAACUGGAGGAGAGAAUUCAAUGCAACUUUGUGACGUACAAGAGCCAGAUCAAGGCAUGGAAUAUUACUGUUCCGCCGGAUACUUGGGCCAAUUUCCAAAAUGCGAAAGAGGAUUGGAUUAAGCCAUAG
Molecule: messenger RNA, 1023 nt
Organism: Suillus bovinus
Lineage: Eukaryota; Fungi; Basidiomycota; Agaricomycetes; Boletales; Suillaceae
Exons: 8
Coding region: 1-1023 (340 amino acids)
Source: RefSeq, a predicted model, not a curated record